Messenger RNA from Tarenaya hassleriana, 1301 nucleotides. RefSeq names its product tubulin-folding cofactor C. The transcript has 2 exons. The record is from RefSeq and is a predicted model, not a curated record. Gene Ontology annotation, cellular component: cytoplasm. The coding region runs from base 14 to 1060 and encodes 348 amino acids. Gene Ontology annotation, biological process: post-chaperonin tubulin folding pathway; tubulin complex assembly. Gene Ontology annotation, molecular function: tubulin binding. Lineage: Eukaryota; Viridiplantae; Streptophyta; Magnoliopsida; Brassicales; Cleomaceae.
AACGCGAAGAACGAUGGAAGACGACGACCCGAACCCGAAUGCCUCGGCGAGCAAAACCCUAGACCCUGUGUUGCAGAAGAAGCACCAGGAAAUGCUCGAGCGCCUCUCUGCUCGUCAUCAAGCUCGCAAAUCUGACUCCCCCGGUUCCUCAUCCUCGCUUGAGUCCACCUCCUCCUUCCUCUCCCGAUUCGCCGAUUCCAAGCAAUCCAUCGAGUCCCGAAUCGCCGGGUCACGACUUGCCUCCUCCUCCUCUGCGGAUCCGUCGAAGGUUAAAUCAGAUCUCGCUGAGAUCUCAUUCGCGAUCGCCGAUCUCGAGAAGCUUCUCGCCGAGAAUUCCUAUUUCCUGCCUUCAUACGAGGUCCGGUCGUCUCUUAAAUCGAUUUCUGAGCUAAAGCAGAAUCUCGAGAGCCUCUCCGGAGAGUUAGUACCGAAGAAGAAGUUUUCUUUCAAGAACAAAUCAACCUCAAGAAAGCCGGAACCCAAACAACCGGAGACCCAGAAAUCCGACGCCGUUUUACCUCCCAAGAUCUCCAUCCGUGAUUCUCCUGGGUUCAGAAACAAGCAUGGCGUCAAUCUGGUGAAAACUUUCAGAGGCUCUUCGAUCGGAGAAUUUACAUUGGCGGAUCUCGAUUCCUGCGAAGUGAGAUUGUUAGGAACGGUUAACGCUCUUUUCCUUCACAGAUUGAGGAACUGCAAGGUCUAUACCGGUCCAGUGAUCGGCUCGAUUCUGAUCGACGACGUAGAGGAUUGCGUUUUUGUGUUGGCGUCGCAUCAGAUCAGAAUCCAUCAUGCCAAGAAGAGCGAUUUCUACCUGAGAGUGCGGAGCAGGCCCAUAAUCGAAGACAGCAACGGGGUGAGAUUCGCGCCGUACUGUUUGGAAUACGAAGGGAUCGAAGAAGACCUAAAGGCGGCGACAUUGGCGGAGGAGACAGGGAACUGGGCCAAUGUGGAUGAUUUCCGGUGGCUGAGAGCCGUACAGUCUCCUAAUUGGUGCAUCUUACCGGAGGACGAGUGGAUUUCUCGGGUUUCCGUCUCCGAUUUCACGAAAGAAGAAGCUUGAUUUGAAGAAGAAUCAGGUUGUGAAAACAGAACAAAGUCAUGGCGGUUUCAAUGGAGGUUUUAGCUAUGGAGAUGGUGAAUCUAAUGAUCACCUGAGAAUGUUUUUGGUUCUGCAUUUUGCAAAGAUUCUCAGGAACAACUUUGAAUGUUUUGUUUCAUCGAUUCGCUUCCUCGAUUCUCUCCUUAUGAGUCACCAUUGAAUUGAAAUUACAUAAAUUUUUAGCCUUUAUCGUAAGGGUUCA